AGGCGGGGCCUAUGCCUGGGAGGGGAGGAGUUCGCCAUGAAAGUCCCUUGUUUGCUAAGAUAAACAGAGGAGCUAGGGGGCGGGGCUUAUAACAAAAGCGCGAAAUGUAGGGGCGUGACAAAGAGAAAGUGGUGGGGGCCUAGUCGACAGAGGCGGAGCUAAGUGCCGCAUCCGCUAAGAGGUGCUGCUUAGAACUGGGCAAACAGCUUGGGGUGAGGCACUUCCGUGUGAGAACUGCGUAUUUCCGGUAAAGAUGGCGGCGCCCAGUAGAGUCAGGUGCAGCCUAGUCUAUCUUUAGGCGUGGUGGCAGCUCUAGACCCGGCAAGAAAGUCCAUGGCAGACAAAGGCUCAGGGGGCAGUCGCCUCCCUCUUGCGUUGCCUCCGGCCUCUCAGGGUUGCUCGUCAGGGGGCAGUGGUUCCUCGGCGGGGGGCUCAGGCAACCCCCGGCCUCCACGGAACCUCCAAGGCCUGCUGCAGAUGGCUAUUACUGCGGGUUCUCAGGAGCCAGACCCCCCUCCAGAACCCAUGAGCGAGGAGAGACGCCAAUGGCUGCAGGAAGCCAUGUCGGCCGCCUUCCGGGGCCAGCGAGAGGAGGUGGAGCAGAUGAAGAACUGCCUCCGGGUCCUGUCCCAGGCCACACCCGCAAUGGCUGGCGAAGCUGAGCUGGCCACUGACCAGCAGGAGCGUGAAGGCGCACUAGAGCUGCUGGCAGACCUGUGCGAGAACAUGGACAAUGCAGCAGAUUUCUGCCAGCUGUCAGGCAUGCAUCUGCUGGUGGGUCGAUACCUGGAGGCAGGGGCUGCAGGGCUGCGCUGGAGGGCAGCACAACUCAUCGGCACAUGCAGUCAGAACGUUGCAGCCAUCCAGGAGCAGGUGUUGGGCUUGGGUGCCCUGCGCAAGCUACUUCGGCUGCUCGACCGGGACUCCUGCGACACGGUACGAGUCAAGGCUCUCUUCGCCAUCUCCUGUCUUGUCCGAGAGCAGGAGGCUGGGUUGCUGCAGUUCCUCCGCCUGGAUGGAUUCUCAGUGCUGAUGCGGGCCAUGCAGCAGCAAGUGCAGAAGCUCAAGGUCAAGUCAGCAUUCCUGCUGCAGAACUUGCUGGUGGGCCACCCUGAGCACAAAGGAACCCUUUGCUCCAUGGGGAUGGUCCAGCAGCUGGUGGCCCUUGUGAGGACAGAACACAGUCCUUUCCAUGAGCAUGUGCUUGGAGCCCUGUGCAGCCUUGUGACAGAUUUCCCUCAGGGUGUUCGUGAAUGCCGGGAGCCUGAGCUGGGCCUGGAGGAACUGCUCCGCCACCGCUGCCAGCUGCUGCAGCAGCGUGAGGAGUACCAGGAGGAGCUGGAGUUCUGUGAAAAGCUGUUACAGACCUGUUUCUCUAGCCCUACCGACGACAGCAUGGAUCGCUGAGACCAGGUGGCUCCUUGCUUUCUCUCCGUGGGAACCCCAGGCCUCCUGCCUCCCUCCUUCCCAGGCACUCUCUCUUAAGGGAUUGCCAGGCCUUGUUUGGGCCUGGGCCUGGGCCUGCCAGCCCAUCUCUGGGUAGCCCCCUGGAGGGGUUGCUGAGAAAGGUGCUGGCCCCUUGAUCCCCUCCCUUGCUUUCUGUCAUCCUUUCUUCUCAUGUCCACACUGCUCUUCAAAUAAAAACAUUUCUCCUGCUCCCUUA
This is a messenger RNA of Mus musculus (house mouse), 1663 nucleotides long. It is a transcript of the gene Hspbp1, whose product is annotated as HSPA (heat shock 70kDa) binding protein, cytoplasmic cochaperone 1. The coding region runs from base 334 to 1407 and encodes 357 amino acids. The transcript is spliced from 8 exons. Gene Ontology annotation, biological process: positive regulation of proteasomal ubiquitin-dependent protein catabolic process; positive regulation of protein ubiquitination. Gene Ontology annotation, cellular component: extracellular region. Gene Ontology annotation, molecular function: molecular sequestering activity; ubiquitin protein ligase binding. NCBI's taxonomy places the organism in Eukaryota, Metazoa, Chordata, Mammalia, Rodentia, Muridae. The record is from RefSeq and is a predicted model, not a curated record.